GCUCAAGCAGAGCCAGUUCUCGCUGAGCCUCGUCGCGGUCAGGCGGCCACUCUUACUCUCGCACGGCUUUUCGGUUUCCUGGUCGCACUCUCGGUUUCAAUCUUCCGUUGGUUUCUGCGCGAGAUAAAUACGCGAAACGGAAUCUCGUAAUCGUGAUUGGUACAUAGUGUCUUCAUUGAUCGUGUUGAGAUGUGUUACGUCAGAAGCACAUGCAAUUUCUGAGAAGAAAUAAGUCCUCUUGAAGAUAUAAUGCCACGAGCAGUUAUUGUUACAAUUCAAAAUUGAUCGUAUCGUUGAUCAAUCAAUGAUUAAUGAUUCACGUUUUUUAGUGUAUAUCAAAACGCAUAAUUAUUUUUUGCUAGUUGUCUUUAUAAUUAUUGUUUACCAGUUGGUUUUGUGAAAUAAUCGAACGCGCAAUAGACUAUUAAUUAAAAAUAGAACAUUUAAAAACGUAUUCUGAAGGAUCUUUACUGCUAAAAGUUGUCGAGGGAAUAUUUCAGUAUCUUGUAGAAGGACAUGCACGAAUACAGUUGGACAAGAUAUACGAAGAUAUGAGCAAUGUAAACAAGGAAAUGACUUAAGCAAAGGAGAAUCACGCAAAAGUGUUCGCCAUUUAACCUCACGUCAACCGAGCUCAAUCUCCAAGAAGAUUUUGUUCGAAAAAAUCAGUCAGCAAAACCGUAAUCAACAAAUUCAUCAAUAAAAUUGUGCAGACAUGGGAGUAUACGAUUCCACCUUUCUGUCAAAUGUAGAGAUGGAGAGUGCGAGCAUACCGAGUGCGCCGAUGGAGAUGAAAACACGAAGACUUCAGACGCAACCAUCGACCUUGGACACGAGAAAGAGGCACGCAGUUUGCGUAAGGAGGGCUUUCAAAAAAUAUGGAUCCAAAAAGAAUCCCCAUGUCGUCCUGGAUGGUCUCAAUAUGACUGUGCCAAAAGGCGUAAUUUAUGGGUUGCUUGGUGCGAGCGGUUGCGGAAAGACCACUUUACUGUCGUGCAUUGUUGGUCGGAGACGCUUAAACUCCGGCGAAAUAUGGGUACUGGGCGGCCGACCGGGUUCCAAGGGGUCUGGCGUGCCCGGUCCUCGAGUCGGCUACAUGCCGCAGGAAAUCGCACUCUACGGCGAGUUUUCCAUUCGGGAAACGUUCAUCUACUUCGGCUGGUGUGCCGGUAUGACAACAGAACAAGUGGAUGAGAAACUGAUUUUUUUGCUCAAGUUUUUGGAGUUACCGUCAGAAAAUCGUUUCGUUAAAAAUCUGUCAGGUGGUCAGCAAAGAAGAGUAUCCCUAGCGGCUGCCAUUUUAGCCGAUCCAGAACUCUUGAUUCUGGAUGAACCGACAGUCGGAGUGGACCCCAUUCUGCGUCAGAACAUCUGGGAUUACCUGGUGCAGAUGACUAAGGAUGGCAACAAGACCAUCAUUAUUACUACUCAUUACAUCGAAGAAACAAGGCAAGCCAACACCAUUGGUCUCAUGAGAAACGGCAAAUUUUUGGCGGAAGAGUCGCCAUCGAAGCUGAUGCAGAUGCAUCGAUUGGAUACUUUAGAAGACGUCUUCUUGAAGCUAAGCAAGAGACAAAAUCUAGGAUUAAGAAGAAGAAGUAGUAUUCUGAGUAGUUUACCGGGCGUUUCGCCCAUUGCUCCUGAAGAUGACUUGGACGAGAUGAGUGGCGAAUUCGGCGAUAACGUAAGCAUAUCUAGUCGACGGAAAAGCGCAGUCAUUGUGGAUGAGGGCAAUGUGCCGGCAUUGCCACCGGAAGAAGAAGGCGAUUCUUCCAAGUACACUGUGAUCAAUCCGAUGCACAUGAAGGCUCUUAUCUGGAAGAACUUCCUGUGGAUGUGGCGAAACGUCGGCAUAAUGAUGUUCGUCAUUGGUCUGCCGGUCGGCCAAAUAAUCCUCUUCUGCCUUUCCAUUGGUAAGGAUCCCAUAGGAUUAAAAUUAGCCGUUGUCAACCACGAGCUCAACAACAGCAUGCAACAGUGCAUUCCUACAACCGGAUGCAAUUGGUCGCAACUGAGCUGCCGAUAUCUUGAGCAUUUGCAGAAAAGAACCAUACGACUGUUACCCUACGACAUUGAGGAUGACGCCACGCAUGCCGUGAAGAAGGGAUGGGCAUGGGGCGCUAUAACAUUUCCGUCCAACUAUUCCGAAUCUCUUGUGGCGAGAAUAGAUUAUGGCAGAGAUGCCGCGGACUGGGACCUUAAUUUCUCGGAGAUGAAAAUCGUUUUGGAUAUGUCCAAUCAACAGAUAGGACAGCUGUUGCAAAGGGAUCUAUUUUAUGCCUUUGAAGAUUUCGCGCGGGAGCUCAUUGUGGCCUGCAAUUAUAGCGAAAAGGUUUCAAGUAUACCCAUAAACUUCAAAAAGCCAAUCUACGGGCCUCAGAAUCCUAACUUCACGGAUUUCGCAGCGCCUGGAGUAAUCCUAACAAUACUUUUCUUUCUCUCAGUCGCAUUGACGUCAGGCUCCUUGCUACUGGAAAGAAACGAGGGUCUGCUGGAAAGAACUCUCGUAUCGGGUCUAACUGGCACGGAGAUUCUCUUCGGUCAAGUGAUUACGCAAUUCGUGGUGGUGCUUGGGCAAUGUUUGAUGGUCCUCGUAGUCUCAUUCGCGAUCUUCAAGGUUACUUGCGAAGGCGAUAUUGUCUGGAUUUCUUUAUUGAGCAUUCUCACGGGUGUCUGCGGCAUGACCUUUGGAUUUGUAAUCGCCUGCUUUGUUGACACUGAAAGGACCGCUAUGUAUGUAGCCAUGGGCUCUUUUCUUCCAAUUGUAAUGUUGUGCGGUAUUAUCUGGCCCACAGAGGGCAUGCAUCCCUUGGUAAAAUAUAUUAGUUUGGUACUACCGCUAACGAAGAGCACGGAAUCGUUGAGGUCGAUGCUGGCCAGAGGCUGGUCGAUAACAGAACCGGCAGUUUAUUACGGCUUUAUCUCCACUUUUAUCUGGAUCAGCAUCUUUAUGAUAUUGGCGAUAUUGUUACUUAAAUUUAAGAAGGGUUAAUUUAACGAAAAAUAAUUUUAUAAAUAUACAAAGAAAUUUAUCAGAUCUUUUCAUAAAUUGUAGUAUAAUAAAAUUAAAUAAAGUAUUCCUAAUUGUUAAAUAUAUUUAGAUAUUAGGUAUAAUCUAAUACAUAUAAGAUUAAAUUAAGUUAAAAAUUAAUAAAAUAAAAAUCUUAACUUUUUCAAUGUUUUGUUACAAUUUUUAUACAUUAAUUUUAUAUGCAUAAGAAAAUUACGAUAUAAAAAGAUUUUACAAUCUUGAAAUGAAUCAUAAGAAAUAGGUCAAACAAUGUAUUGAAAUUUUGUGAUUAAAUUUGCAAAACACA
Messenger RNA from Solenopsis invicta (red fire ant), 3317 nucleotides. RefSeq names its product ABC transporter G family member 20. The transcript is spliced from 15 exons. Gene Ontology annotation, cellular component: membrane. Lineage: Eukaryota; Metazoa; Arthropoda; Insecta; Hymenoptera; Formicidae. Gene Ontology annotation, molecular function: ATP hydrolysis activity; ATP binding; ABC-type transporter activity. Bases 716 to 2992 code for a protein of 758 amino acids. The record is from RefSeq and is a predicted model, not a curated record.